Penicillium egyptiacum is the source of this 1149-nucleotide messenger RNA. Lineage: Eukaryota; Fungi; Ascomycota; Eurotiomycetes; Eurotiales; Aspergillaceae. The record is from the annotation of a GenBank genome assembly.
AUGUUAACCCUCAACGGGGCACUGUCCAAACGACACCGGCUAUCAGUCUGGCAUGUCUACCACAAAGGCGACGAGCACAUCACAAUAACACCAUUCAUCAUACCGAAAAAGGAGUUCGGAUUCAACAAGAAGAAACAUGAAAACCUCGCGGUCGAUUACCCCACAAACGGAGACGGAGCCAAUGAAUCUAACAGCUAUUUUGUGCAUCACCCGAGUCUGCUAUUCCACAAUGCGCCACGUACUCUCCGCCGCGGAAACAAGAAAAACGGAACGCCAAUAUGCCUAAUAAAGUGCGGGGCACUUUGGCUGAACUGGAAAAUCCAGUUCGGCGAUAAUCUAAAGGAUGUUAUUGAUCCUAGAGGCGUGGUAAAAUGGGAGUGUCGAAGUAACCCAAACAACACAACUCUCAACGAUGAUCGUGCUUUGAAAGGGUAUAAAGUCCAUACGUGGAGGGUGUGGGGGGAAAGUGGGAAAAGUUAUCACCGUCAGAUAAAUGCGAGACGCAAGGAAAAGGAAGAAUUUGGAGGAAAGGAAAAUGCGAAAGCCUUAGAUGAUGAUCCCAUUCAGACGGAGAAUGUCGCUGAAGAUGAGAAGAAAAGCUUGGGUUAUUCACAAUCACAUUGCCCCAGCCCUCCUCCUUACUCUGAAGCACCACGGGCGGCUAUACCACAACCAGCUGUUGCUGAAGAAGCAGUUCGUCUCAUCUGGAGUUCUCCAUUUUCGUUGAAUACUCGGCGCUAUACGUUUAAAUACGCCAAUAUCGAAUUCUUCUGGAAAGGGACGAGAGACGUCCCGGAGAAACAAUUGGCGAGAUGGCUUAUGCCGUUCAGUCAUUUGAAGUUGAUUGCCAGACUCCCUGGGAUUGAGAGCGAAGAUAUUCUCGUUGGGAAAUACACACCAAGUUUCGCGUGCCGGAAAUUCGGCGAGUUAUGGAUUUUCGAUUCUGUGGUGGCUAAGCUGCUUGAUGACGGCCAUUCUUCUACCUCGACCGAGCAAGCUGUAGUUAGCGAAUUGCGGGGUAUUUGGGAGACUCGAUUGUAUGAAUUGAUCAUGGCGACAGCCAUGUGUAUGAUAAUUGGCGAGGCGCAGAAGCGGGAGAUUCUCCUGUUGUUACUUACAAUAGCUGCGGAAGGGGGAAGUGCGCGUUAA